Molecule: messenger RNA, 2287 nt
Organism: Daktulosphaira vitifoliae (grape phylloxera)
Lineage: Eukaryota; Metazoa; Arthropoda; Insecta; Hemiptera; Phylloxeridae
Exons: 5
Coding region: 1-2250 (749 amino acids)
Molecular function (GO): protein dimerization activity
Source: RefSeq, a predicted model, not a curated record
AUGGCACAAUUAUUAUCCAACAUUGAGUUUACUAGAACAAGACCAAUUUUAGACACUUUUAAUCCAACUAAAGCUUAUUAUGAAAUUAUUCCAGGAUCACAGACAAAAAUCAAAAGAAAUUGGUUAUCCUUUAGUCAUGAACAUAACUCUUUAUUUUGUUCAAUAUGUUUAGUAUACUGCUCUAAAUCAUCAGCUUUUACUAGCGAUAGUGGAUUUAGCAGAUGGAUUCAUGUUUAUGAGAGUAUUAAAGAUCACGAAGAGUCAAAAAACCGUAGAGAAGCGUCAAAAUGUUUCAUGGCUGAUCAAUGUGGUAAAACUGUUGAUGAAUUAAUAGAAAGAGUGCAGUGGGUUCAGAGGGAAAAUGAAGUGAUGAAGAGAAGAAGAGUAGCUCAAAUAAUUAUUGAUAUUGUUAAAGUAAUUGGAAAACAAGGAUUACCUUUCAGAGGAUUCAGAUAUGAGUCUGCUUACGAUUUAAAAAAUAUAUCAGUAAAUCAUGGGAAAUUUUUGGAAAUAGUAUUAUUGAUAGCAAAGUCGAAUGUAGAAUUAAGUGAUCAUAUUACUAAGGCAAUAGUUGAAAGUGAAAAGAAGUUGAAAAGAGGUAAAUCUGGUAGAGGAAAUUUGUUUACUUUUUUAAGUCACAAGACUGUAACAAAUGUAAUUCAAACUAUUGGCAAAUUAUUGUUGUCUAAGAUAUCUAAAGAAGUUAAUGUGGCUAACAACUAUUCCAUUACAAUGGAUACAACUAUGGAUGUUUCAACUCAUGAUCAAUGUGUAAUUGUUUUGCGAUAUUUGAAAGAGAAUGUCGAAAAUGAAAAAUCUUCAGUAGAAAUUAAGGAAAGAGUUAUAGCUUUGAAAANUAGGAAAGAAUUAGAUAAAUGUAUUGCAGACGCCUUUGAUGGAGCCGCUAAUAUGAAUGGAGAGUACAAUGGAGUCCAGGCAAAACUUAAAGAACUGCUUCCAAGGCACAUUCAUACAUGGUGCUAUGCUCANUCUUCCAAGGCACGUUCAUACAUGGUGCUAUGCUCACAUAUUGAAUCUUGUACUGCAACAAACUACUUCGAGUAUGGUUGUAAAUCUUAUAAAAGGCUCAAUGUUUAUGAAUGUCAAAGUAAUUCUGGCCGUCAAUCACAUUUGAUAAAUAUAGGUGUAACUAGAUGGAGGUCUAAAAAUGAUGCCCUCAUAAAAAUAUUUGGUCGUAUUAGUAUGUGGACAAAUGAAGGCGAAAAUGAAGAAAGAAAAAAACUGACUUAUGUGUCAAUUGUUUUAGCACUUUAUGAAAUAUCUUUUUCUAAUAGUUUUGCUGGUGCCUGGCGAAAAAUUGAAGUAGCUAUAAAGUUAUUAAAAGAAAAUCAAAGAGAAUUUUCAUCGAUAAGUGCAGCUGUAAAAGAAUUUUCAAUAUUUACAUCCGAAGUUAUAUGGAAACAUGAAACAGAAAUUGAUAUUGAGUUAGAAUUACCUCAAAAAAGAAGAAUAAACAUUCCACGACGUUUUGAAGAUAACCCCAACAUUAACCCGGAAAUUGGAGCUUCUCCAGAAAAAAUUUAUGAAAUAAAAACUUUUAGUGUCGUUAUGGAUACUACUAUUGCUNGUUUUAGUGUCGUUAUGGAUACUACUAUUACUUGUUUAGAGAAUAGAUUUUCGGGUAGUAAUGAGUUGUAUGGUGAUUUUGAACUAUUUGACCCAAGGCGAUUUAUAAAUAUCAGACAAAAUGGAAUACAUUCAAAUGGCUUAAACAAGAUUUGUGAACUAUUACCACAUAUUGAUAAGCAUGCAUUAAAAGAACAAUUACUGUCAUUUGCCGAAUUCUGGCCUAAAAUUUCAAAAACAAAUAUCAAUGACGUAGACGAUACAUAUAAUCAAACAGUAAAAGAUGAAUCGGACUUUGAAGAUUACAUGCAAAAUGAAAACAUUGAAGAAAAAUGUACAAAUAUAAGAAAAUGUAACUCGUGUUUAUUGUGCGUGACGAACAUAAUUUAUGAGUUUAAUAUAUAUUCUUUGGAAUAUAAAGAACUCUUCGACGUAUACACAUUUUUGUUGACUAUUCCUUUAACUCAAACAACCUGUGAGAGAUCAUUCUCCAAACUGAAAUUGAUUAAGACGCGAUUGAGAAGCACAUUAACUCAACCAAAUUUAGAGUCAAUAUUCAUCAUGAAUUGCGAACGUGAAUUAGUAGAUGAAAUAACUAAUGACGAAAUAAUAGAUUCCAUGUGUGAGAAAAGUUUAGAAAUGUUUAGAUUAUUAAAAAUUUAACUGAAUAUAUUUGUUAAUUUUGUAGUUUUACAUUCAG